Molecule: messenger RNA, 2288 nt
Organism: Hippopotamus amphibius kiboko
Lineage: Eukaryota; Metazoa; Chordata; Mammalia; Artiodactyla; Hippopotamidae
Gene: WFDC3
Product: WAP four-disulfide core domain 3
Exons: 5
Coding region: 289-885 (198 amino acids)
Biological process (GO): innate immune response; antibacterial humoral response
Cellular component (GO): extracellular region
Molecular function (GO): peptidase inhibitor activity
Source: RefSeq, a predicted model, not a curated record
GCGAGCGGCGGGGUUACCAGGGGAACCGAGCCGCGCUGUCUGGCCGGGUCUCCGACGCUUAGAGGCCUUGUGUGUCGGGUGGUCGGGGGCUCCCUCUCGGGAGCCGCCGGGCCUCGGGUGUAGACUGUGGGGAUUCAGUCAAGGAUCGUUCUCUGGCCGGGCCAACGCCGGUGGAGAAGUGCGGGGCAGGAGGAGGGGAGCAGGUUUCCACGGGCUGGGGUUGGGGAGCGGAGGGGAGCGUUUGUUACUGAGGCGUCUGCAGUUGUUUUUGGGGAACUAGAUUUUAAUAUGCCCGGCACUCAGCCCCCGGAAUUGGAUGGGCCUAAUGCGAGGAUCCCGACACCCAACAAGAAGGGUCUGGCCCAUGCAAUGCCAAACACUCACCCAGCGGUCUCUCCGGGCCUUGACCCCAGCGGUUGCCUCUUGGCGUCUGAAGUGAAAGAAGGAAAAUGCCCUCCCGAUAAGAAUCCAUGCCAAGAGCCGUGCCAGGGGGAUGAAACCUGUCUGGCUGGGCAGAAGCACUGCAAUGCAGGCUGUGGUCGGCUCUGCCAAGGAGGCGUCCCUAAGGAGCUUGGCCAUGAAUGUCCUGCUGACCCCCUUCCGUGUGAAGAGCUGUGUGAUGGGGACACGUCCUGUCCCCAGGGACAUAAGUGCUGCAGCACUGGCUGUGGCUAUGCCUGCCGCGGAGACAUUAAGGGAGGGCGGGGCGGUAACUGUCCAGAAAUUUUGGUGGGCCUGUGCAUUGUCAGCUGCAUGGUGGAUGAGGACUGCCAAACUGGGGAAAAGUGUUGCAAGUCAGGCUGUGGCCGCUUCUGUGUCCCACCAGUCCUGCCACCCCAACUGGCCCUGAACCCCAACUGGACCAUCAGGUCUGAUUCUGAAUAAGAGAUCCUGGUGCCCCAGCUGCCCUAAUGUGCCCUGAGUUUCUUCGGUGCCUCCAUGGGGCUUGUCCUGGCAGCCAGGAGAGGAUGAUGUCCUGGGGCUUGUGAUACCCUCAGGGACUUUCAUUGCCCUCUCUGCUCUGUUUCUGUUCCUGCUCCUGCUGCUGUCCUGAGAGUAGGAAACCCAGCCCUCGGCUUGGGUAGUGGGUGUGUGGUGCUUCUUUUCCCCAAUAAAGGCUGGCGCUGACCCUCUUGUCUAUGCUGUUUGAGGGCUAAGAUGAGGAAAGAGAGCAAGGGGGUCUGAGUGUGGCUGUGGGAUUAUGGGACUAACUUAUUUAGAAAGGAUGGGGGCUGCCCUGGUGGUGCAGUGGUUAAAAACCCACCUGCCAAUGCAGGGGACAUGGGUUCGAUCCCUGCUCCAGGAAGAUCCCACAUGCCGUGGAGCAACUAAGCCCGUGUACCACAACUAUUGAGCCUGCGCUUUAGAGCCCAUGAACCACAACUGUUGAGCCCAUGUGCUGCAACUAUUGAAGCCCACGUGCCUAGAGCCCAUGCUUCACAACAAGAGAAGCCACGGCAAUGAGGAGCCCGCUCACCACAACGAAGAGUAGCCUCCACUCACAGCAACUAAAAGAAAGUCCGUGCACAGCAAAAAAGACCCAACAACAUAAAUAAAUUAAUUAAUUAAUUAAAAAAAAGUUGAUGCCUUAUAAAGAUUUUUAGGGGCGUCAAGAAGGGGGAAUGAUGAGGAAAAAUUUGGAGUUCAUAGCUUUAUGCCUGCUUGCCUUUGUUUGAAAAUCCUUUGCACGUAACACCUAGCAAUUUCCUUGCUCUGUAAUCACCUGUAACCUAUGGUAAUUGAGUAGCCAAUCAAAUAAUCCAAUCAAUUAAUGCCAAUUGUAGCUAUGUGUUUUAACCUAUAUAAGGAGAGAAUUCACCUAGAACAGGGCCCAGGACUUUGGAGCGUUAGCUCGUCUGGUGCCCUCAGCUCAAUAAACCUGAGUUCUCCAACCCUCCGAGUGUGAUGCUUGGUUUCUCGUGGGAUCGAUUUCUGCAACAGAAUCAGUGCAGAGAAGGGCAGCCUCAUCUAGAUUCACAAGCAUCAGUAAAGAAUGAGGAAACCCCCCAUAGGAGUUAAGAGGGAACACUUUAUAAAAAAAAAUUUAUUUUCUGGCUGCGUUGGGUCUUUGUUCCUGCGUGGGGGCUUUCUGUAGUUGCAGAGAGGGGGGCUACUCUUCGUUGUGGUACAUGGGCUUCUCAUUGCUGUGGCUUCUUUUGUUGCAGAGCGCAGGCUUUAGGCACGCAGUCUUCACUAGCUGUGGUGCACGGGCUUAGUUUGCUCUGUGGCAUGUGGGAUCUUCUUGGACCAGGGAUCAAACCCAUGUCCCCUACAUUGGCAGGCAGAUU